AUGUGCUGUUCAAUUACUAUUAAAUAACAAGACUCUAAAAAUCUUAUUGAAAAACAUUAUAAGGUAUGAAUUAAUCUCACAUAUUUACAAUUGAAAUAGAAAUCAUUUAACUAAUGUUAUAAAGUAUAAAUUUAUGAUGAUUCAAAAGAGUAAUAGAAGGUUAAUUCAUUAACUAGUUCAUAACAGUAUUAUCUAAAAAACCAAACAAUUCAAUAUGUUAUUUAUCAUACAACACAGCAAACUAAUUUGUUAUAUCCAAUCGUUCAGAUAUAUUUGAGCAUUAAAUAUAAGUCUGAACUAAAUGAAAGCGAAAUAAUAGGCUCUUUUGAUAUAAUAAUUUUAUUAUUAAUCGUAAAAGGAUCAUCUAGAGAUAUAGAUUUUUCAAUUAAUCUAUACUAAAUUGUAUUGUAGAGGAUAAGAAUUUCAAUUAUAUUUAAGAACAGAAAUUAAAGUAAAUCUGGAUAAGGAUAACAGUUUUUAAUUAAAGUUCUAACUAAAGGCAAAUUUUUAGGACACGCAACAGAUUGA
This is a messenger RNA of Paramecium pentaurelia, 528 nucleotides long. The record is from the annotation of a GenBank genome assembly. Lineage: Eukaryota; Ciliophora; Oligohymenophorea; Peniculida; Parameciidae.